AUGAAAAAAACAGCUCAAAAAUCUCUACCAGAGAACAGCUUUCUGCCUACAAAAAAACUAUUAAAGAACAACUCCAAACACAGUUUCUUAGUAGAAAACUACUCUAAACCAGCUUCAAAAUACCAAAGAGAACUACCAGAAAUAAGCUCUAAAAUGUCUAAGAACUUAUUAAAAAGCAAUCUUAAAAUGUUCAAAGAAAACUGCCAGAAAACAACUCCAAGAUGUCAAAGAGAACUACUAGAGAACAAUAUUUUAAAAAGAGUUUUUUGA
Messenger RNA from Cetraspora pellucida, 270 nucleotides. Lineage: Eukaryota; Fungi; Glomeromycota; Glomeromycetes; Diversisporales; Gigasporaceae. The record is from the annotation of a GenBank genome assembly.